AUGCAGCAUUGCACCCACACCCGCCACCCCCAUACCCCCACCCCACUGCUGCACCUGCAGCAGGGGAAGGAAGAAGAAGGGAGGGGGGGGGGGGCUGUGCAUGGCGCGUGCAGAGGGCAGCAGGGUGCGCACAGGGCAGCAGGGCAGCAGGGCGCGCAGGGCGCAGCAGGGCUGCAGGGCGCGCGGGGCGCGCAGGGCAGCAGCAGGGCAGUAGGGCGCACAGGGCUGCAGGGCAGCAGGACAGCAGGGCGCAUAGGGCGCGCAGGGCUGCAGGGCAGCACAGGGCUGCAGAUCCCCUCCCCCCACCGCUGCACCCGCAGCAGGGGUGGAGGAGAAAAAGGGGGGGGGGGGCUGAUGCUGCAACUCCCCUCCCCCCACUGCUGCUGCAGAUCCCCUCCCCCCACUGCUGCACCCGCAGCAGGGGUGGAGGAGAAAAAAGGGGGGGGGGGGGGCGGGGGGGGCUGGUGCUGCAGAUCCCCUCCCCCCCACUGCACCUCCAAGCUCCCCCCCCUCCCAACACAGGAUCCCUUCCCCCCCACUGCGGCACCCGCAGCAGGGGGAGGGAGAGGAGAAAAGGGCGGAGAGGAGGGGGGGGGGGGGGGGGGGGGGGCUGGUGCUGCAGGUCCCCUCCCCCCACUGCCGCAUCCGCAGCAGGAGGAGGUAGGAGAAAGGGCACGCGGGCAGGAGGAACCCCCUCUUGCCACCCCCUCACCCACCAUGGCGCAACAGGGCACCGGGGCCGCGGUUAGGGGCGACAGGUCGCGAGGGGCCAUGGCUAGGGGCACGGGGCCAUGGCUAGGGGCGACGGGGCCGGGCGCUGGGCAGGUACGGGGCCGGGCGCUGGGCAGGAACGGGGCCGGGCGCUGGGCAGGUACGGGGCCGGCCGCUGGGCAGGUACGGGGCCAGGCGCUGAGCAGGGACUGGGCCGGGCGCUGGGCAGGUACGUGGCCGGGCGCUGGGCAGGAAUGGGGCCAGGCGCUGGGCAGGGACUGGGCCGGGCGCUGGGCAAGUACGGGGCCAGGCGCUGGGCAGGUACUGGGCUGGUCGCUGGGCAGGUAUGGGGCCGGGCGCUGGGCAGGUACGGGGCCUGGCGCUGGGCAGGUACGGGGCCGGGCGCUGGGCAGGUACGGGGCCGGGCGCUGGGCAGGUACGGGGCCAGGCGCUGGGCGCGGAAUGGGGCCGGGCGCGGGGCUAGGUACGGGGCCGGGCGCGGGCAAGAGACGGGGCCGGGCGCUGGGCGAAGGACGGGGCCAGGCGCGGGCUUGGUACGGGCCGGGCGCGGGCUAG
Closterium sp. Naga37s-1 is the source of this 1287-nucleotide messenger RNA. Lineage: Eukaryota; Viridiplantae; Streptophyta; Zygnematophyceae; Desmidiales; Closteriaceae. The record is from the annotation of a GenBank genome assembly.